AUGUAUAAAGUUAAAUAUUUCUCUUGGCAUAUGGUUGUUUGUAUUUAAAUCAAACUAAAUCAAAAAUUCCUAAUAACUGCGCUAGCUAAAAAGAUAUUAGGUAACUUUACGCUUAAUAUUAUUAUCUUAGUAAUACAAAUUAACUUCAUAGAAGAUAAACUUUUUGGAAUAAAUUUGUAGGUCAAACAUAAACUACUUGAGUGA
Molecule: messenger RNA, 204 nt
Organism: Tetrahymena thermophila SB210
Lineage: Eukaryota; Ciliophora; Oligohymenophorea; Hymenostomatida; Tetrahymenidae
Product: transmembrane protein, putative
Exons: 2
Source: RefSeq, a predicted model, not a curated record